AUGCCCCGCGGAGGGUUCGGCGGGUUCCUCGCUGGCUUGUUCAACGCGCUCAUGGGCGUCAUUUGUGUUUUGAUGUCGUUUGGCAUCAAGCCUGACGUCGAGUACAUGGCGGUGGGCCUUUUGGGGCCUCAGAGGUAUGCCUCGUCAGACGCCUCUUCGGGGUCCGAUCCAGGAGGGCGAACACAGUUCAUGAAGGCAGAGGCUGCAUGGAUGCAGAUGAAGGAGCAGUUGUCUGGAAAGGCAUGUAGAGAACUCUGGGCGCUUCACAAGCAGGCAACCGAGGGAGACUGCAGAGUACCGAAACCCGCGGGCGUCUUCAACGGGGGCGAGAAAGAGCAGUGGCGCUUGUGGAUGAGCCUGCAGGGCAUACCGGCGGAGCAGGCAAUGGCGAUGUUCGCGGAGAGGCUGCAGAGAGAGGAGGACAGCCUCUGA
Messenger RNA from Prorocentrum cordatum, 432 nucleotides. Lineage: Eukaryota; Dinophyceae; Prorocentrales; Prorocentraceae. The record is from the annotation of a GenBank genome assembly.